ACAUAAAUAUGAAGUAGUUGAGUUGAUACUUCAGAUUGGAAUUUGGGAAUUUUUGCAUUAUAUUUUAUUAUUUUUUUUGUUAUAAACGUUAUAAAUUGCCGCCAGACGAUCCCUUACAAUAUUCACAGAACAUUAAACGAAAAUCCAACAGGGAGCGCAGCAAAUGGACAAAAACUAACAACCAGUAAACAAAUCUUUAUGAAUUUUCAACACUAGCCACAUUUUGACCAUUUUCACAUCUCCCACUUUAUUUUGCAAAACCAAGAAGGAGCAAAUUCUUUCCUCCGACAAACGAAUUUUAUGUGCAACCGAUUCUUCCAAAAAUGGACUUAUCAUCCUCAUCUUCAAGUUCCACAACACCGGCAACAGCGAAGGCAACAUCAUCGACCAGCAAAACCCCUCUAAUUGCUGACAAUAGCAUAGAAUCAAUUAAUAACGAUACCGCCGGCAGCAAUAGCCUAUAUGAUAGUGCUAUGGAUAAUAUAACAACAUUUGUUUCCUUUACUGAGAGUGCCAACAAUAAUAGCAGUACGUUAAAUUCAACAACCAACAGUAGUACACCCAUUACCACAACGUCCAGUGAAAACUUUUCCCAUUUGAAUUCCUCCUCAGCAUCAUCUGGAUCUAUGGAUUUUGACACAACUUUGAAUGGAGACUCAGAAUCAGCAGCUUUAUCGGACAAUUUAGCAGUACAAAAUGACUUUGGACCAUCGUACCCCAUUAACCAACUAAACAAUGAUAAUCAAAAUGUUAUAAACGCGAGUAUGCUACUAAUACAGUCAGAAAGUACAGAGACUAAUAGUACAUCUCAAGAAGAAGUGGAUCCCAAAUCGAAACUAGCAAAUAAGACAAUAUUCAAAACCGAUAAUCCGGAUUUGUCAAUUAUAGAGAUAAAUGAAAAUUCUAUCAGAGAUCAGGACAUAGAAAAUUCUGUUUUGGUCAUUGAGACGUCAUCGGAUGAAGAUUUCUCCGAAUCACUCGAUCAAGGGCCCAAACAAAGUGAUAAGUCCAUUAAUCCAGACUUAACAUACGCCAACAAAUCGUCAUCGCCUCAUAGUACAUUGGGUGAAAAUGUUUCCGAUAAACGGCGCAGAAAGGCUGAAACCCUUAUAUAUUCCAGUAAACAAAAACUUAAUAUAGCAAUUGCAGAAGCAUCGGCGGCAGAGACGGCAUCACCAGCCUCUGUCGGUGAUGCCAAUGCAGUUGGAAAUGGGCCACAGCCGCAAACAAAGCGUGAAAUCAAAAUAUACGAUACGAUUGAAGAGUUUGAGAGGAAUCUACCAUCCACGGUAACUGUGCUGGACACACCGUUCGGUAGUAAAGUUUAUUUAGUUGGUACAGCUCAUUUCAGUGAGGAAUCACAAGAUGAUGUUUCAUUUGUUAUUCGUAAUAUCCGUCCAGAUGCUGUUAUGGUAGAGUUGUGCACAUCCCGCAUACCCAUUUUAAAACUCGAUGAAAAGACCCUUCUGGAAGAGGCAAAGAGUUUUAAUUUGGCUAAGAUACGCAGCAUUAUCCAUUCACAUGGUUACAUCAAUGGCAUAUUUUUUAUACUACUUCUCCAAAUGAGCGCACAAAUAGCCAAGGAUUUAGGCAUGGCACCGGGUGGCGAAUUUCGUCGGGCGUUCGAAGAAAUACACAAAUUACCCGGUUGCAUGUUACAUCUUGGUGAUCGCCCCAUACGCAUCACUUUACACAGGGCUUUAAGAGCGCUCUCAUUGUGGCAGACUGUAAAAUUAGUAUGGCGCCUUACAUCGUCCGACACCAUCAGCAUAGAGGAGGUUGAAGAGUGUAAACAGCGCGAUCUCUUGGAGAAAUUAAUGCAAGAAAUGGCCGGAGAGUUUCCCGAAUUUUCCGAUGUAUUUGUCAAAGAACGUGACCUAUUCCUAUGUCAUUCUCUGCAAAUGGCCGCCUUACCUCAGCCAGCUGAGGGAACUGGUGAACUACGUCCGGUGCGUGUUGUCGGUGUGGUUGGCAUUGGUCAUGCCAACGGCAUAGCUAAGAUGUGGGGCCGUGUAGAUCCACAUAUAAUACCAGCCAUAAUGGAAAUCCCACCGGCCAGUUUGAGUACCCGUAUUUGUAAAUACACAGUUAAAUAUGGUCUUAUUGGUUUGACACUCUAUGGAGCGUUUAAACUGUUAAAACCGCAUUUAGGACGUUUGCGUUAAAGGACAAAAGUAUAACGUACAUUAUCAUUUGUUCUGUCUGAUAUUUAGUUGAUAAUUUCUAUCAUUAUACAUUUUGCUUUGAACAAAUCAAAUUGAAAAAAAGAACAACGUAUACACAUCAUUCUUUAAGAAAUUCAAAAAAGAGAUCAUAUUUACAAUAUACAUACAUAUAUACAUUAAUACGUACAUAUUUAAUAAACGAUGUCAGAAGAAAAAUAUUCCAUUCAAUUUUUAGACAUUUUGAAAUGACUAUAAAAACACAGACAUAUUUUUAAUUCCAAUAAAUGUUAGUUCCUCUAUGCCGUUUUGUCAUUACCACCUUAAUGCCCCGCCCCGCGUAUGUGUAAACAAGAUUAUGUGAUUUUGAAAAAGAUAUGUAAAUUUUAAACAUUCCACACUAUAUACUUACAUAUAUAUACCCACAUUAUUACAUAAACAUAUAUGUUGCCUAUGUCGUGUCUAAUAUUUUGCAGGGAGAUUUAUGUAAAUGUAAGAAAGCAGCAAAAUUCCUUAACGUUGAUUUUCAGAGACAAAAGAAAAUCAAUUCAGUUCGAUAUUAGAUUAUGUUAUUAGUUAUAAAUUGUAAAUGUUUAAACCUGUACUCUAUAAUUCCCUGAAAACAAUAACCCCUGUGCAUUUAUUACACACAUGCAUGUAUAUGAUAUGUAAAUGUAAUAAAUAUAAUUCUAAUAAAAAUCCCCAACUUUAAAAAUAAUCCAUAUAAGGACAAA
Musca domestica (house fly) is the source of this 2896-nucleotide messenger RNA. RefSeq names its product traB domain-containing protein. NCBI's taxonomy places the organism in Eukaryota, Metazoa, Arthropoda, Insecta, Diptera, Muscidae. The record is from RefSeq and is a predicted model, not a curated record. The transcript is spliced from 5 exons. The coding region runs from base 324 to 2165 and encodes 613 amino acids.